Molecule: messenger RNA, 567 nt
Organism: Naumovozyma dairenensis CBS 421
Lineage: Eukaryota; Fungi; Ascomycota; Saccharomycetes; Saccharomycetales; Saccharomycetaceae
Gene: FMN1
Product: riboflavin kinase
Exons: 1
Coding region: 1-567 (188 amino acids)
Biological process (GO): FMN biosynthetic process; riboflavin biosynthetic process
Cellular component (GO): mitochondrion
Molecular function (GO): riboflavin kinase activity
Source: RefSeq, a predicted model, not a curated record
AUGUCAUCGCGACCAUUCGAUAUCCCAAUUCCUGACGAACCAAGGGAUCCAUUUCCAAUUGUUACAGAUUAUUAUUGUGACAUUGUAUGUGGGUUUGGACGUGGUUCAAAAGACCUUGGAGUCCCCACUGCCAAUGUCGAGAUGUCACAAUUGCCUGCUUCAAUGAACUCAUUAGAUUUAGGAGUCUAUUUCGGAUUUGCUCAACUAAGACCAGUAGAUAAGACUACAUCAAGAGUGAACAGAAAAGAUGGUAAAGAAGUUGAAUACAAUUAUGGUGAACAUUUAAGCGAGAAAAGAGGCGAGCUUGAUGUCUUACCAAUGGUUUUAUCUGUUGGGAAGAAUCCAUUUUAUGGAAAUGAUUUCAAGACUGCUGAACUUCAUAUUUUGCAUAACUUUUCGCAUAACUUUUAUGGUGCUCAAGUCAAAUUCAAUAUCUUGGGACAUAUUAGACCUGAACUAAAUUAUACCACUAAGGAAGCCCUUAUAAAAGAUAUCAAUACCGAUAUUGAUAUUGCCAAACGAACACUUGAAUCUGUGAACUAUAUCAAAUUUAAAGACCAAUUUUAG